AAAAAAAAAAAAUCAAUUGAUGCAUCCUCGAUCUGUAUCACGGAACUGUUAUUUCCUCCAGCUAUCGCGUUAGUACUCGUACGUCAGCAGCAGCUAACGCCUUCUCGUGAUAUGACAUCCCGAAAAGCGGAACAUCUUUCAUGGAUAGAAAAAAGUUCUGUUAUAUUCAGUUAAAACGCACGUCUUCAUCCUUCAACAGUUAAUAUUCUGUCUGGACCAACGCGCUGCUGAUGGAAGGUCUCAGCGCAGCCUGGGUGCCCAGGGAUCCACUGCCUGAGUGUGGGGACAGCAGCGGCCGAGACCCCAGAGACAUGAACCACACGAAGGGAGGUCUGGUCAUCUUCACGGCCAACUCUCACCCCACCAGCCGCGAGCUGAGCAAGAGGAUCGCAGAGCGUUUAGGGGUGGAGCUUGGUAAAGUGCAGGUGUACCAGGAAGCUAACAGAGAGACACGGGUGCAGAUCCAGGAGUCGGUGCGAGGCAAAGAUGUCUUUGUGAUCCAGACUGUGUCCAAGGACGUCAACACCACCAUCAUGGAGAUGCUGAUCAUGGUCUACGCCUGCAAGACCUCGUGUGCCAGGAGCAUCACGGGCGUCCUCCCCUACUUCCCGUACAGCAAGCAGUGCAAGAUGAGGAAGAGAGGCUCCAUCGUCUCCAAACUCAUGGCCUCCAUGAUGUGUAAAGCCGGCCUCACACACCUGAUCACCAUGGACCUCCAUCAGAAAGAGAUUCAAGGAUUCUUCAACAUCCCCGUGGACAACCUGAGAGCCUCGCCGUUCCUGCUGCAGUACAUACAGGAGGAGAUCCCCGACUACAGAAACGCUGUGAUCGUGGCUAAAUCUCCGGCGUCUGCCAAAAGAGCUCAGUCGUUUGCAGAACGCCUGCGUCUGGGCAUCGCGGUGAUCCACGGUGAAGCUCAGGACGCCGAGUCAGACCAGGUGGACGGACGACACUCGCCGCCCACCGCCAAGACGACAGGAGCCAUACACCCCAGCAUGGAGAUACCAUUGUUGAUCCCCAAAGAGAAGCCCCCCAUCACUGUGGUCGGUGAUGUAGGAGGACGCAUCGCCAUCAUCGUGGAUGACAUCAUCGACGACGUGGACAGUUUUGUUGCAGCAGCUGAGACGCUGAAGGAGAGAGGGGCCUACAAGAUCUACGUGAUGGCGACACAUGGCAUCCUGUCCUCGGACGCCCCCCGACUGAUCGAGGAGUCUGCCAUCGAUGAGGUGGUCGUGACCAACACGAUUCCCCACGAGCUGCAGAAACUUCAGUGUCCAAAAAUCAAAACGGUGGACAUCAGUAUGAUCCUGUCAGAAGCCAUUCGCCGCAUCCACAACGGGGAGUCCAUGUCCUACCUGUUCCGUAACAUAGGAGUGGACGACUAAACAACGCCCCUCUCUCUCUGUCUCUCUGUCUCUCUCUCUCACACACACACACACACCUGCCUUCACACACCUGUCCAGACUAAUGUCCAGCCACUUCAAAGAGCUGUAGAGCUAAGAAUGUACUAUUUUACUAAAACUUGAUCUUUCCCCUGAGUUGGUGCAGCUUUACAUAAAGAUGACUGAACACACACACACACACACACCAAAGUAGUUGUUUGAUAGUUAUGACUGAACACACCCCAGACCCAGUCCGACUGAGCCCCUCCCUGAGUCGUCACUCCACCGUCACUCUCUGGUAGACAUGUUAGUGAGGUCACCUGUUCUGAUGGUGUCAAAGUUCCAGCGUCGUCUCCAGAACCUCGUCCACGACUGAAACACAAAGAUGAUGUCAUCAGAGUCAAAGGUUCGAUUCAAACCUCUCUGCUGUUUUUAAAACUGGAAUCAUUACACCGACUCUUCUCACUCCAGGAUCGUGUGACUGAGAGUGAGACGUUUCACCCACAGACCAUCGUGUGCCAUCGUCCUGAUCCACGUUCUGUAUUUAUGUGUUAAUGCCACAACCCGGGCAGUUCCUGAACUGUUACCACAGCUUUACUCAUGGGUCAAUUGUCAAAAUUUGUUACAAUGCUAAACUUCAAACUGCAGCUUUUGUCAGAUUUGUUUGAAAAAUGUUUUGUAUUUAUUUUCACGACUUAUUCUGAAUAAAUGAAAUAUGAAAAUA
This is a messenger RNA of Cynoglossus semilaevis (tongue sole), 2106 nucleotides long. It is a transcript of the gene prpsap2, whose product is annotated as phosphoribosyl pyrophosphate synthetase-associated protein 2. Lineage: Eukaryota; Metazoa; Chordata; Actinopteri; Pleuronectiformes; Cynoglossidae. The record is from RefSeq and is a predicted model, not a curated record. Gene Ontology annotation, molecular function: magnesium ion binding; ribose phosphate diphosphokinase activity; ATP binding. Bases 231 to 1385 code for a protein of 384 amino acids. Gene Ontology annotation, cellular component: cytoplasm; ribose phosphate diphosphokinase complex. The transcript has 11 exons. Gene Ontology annotation, biological process: 5-phosphoribose 1-diphosphate biosynthetic process; purine nucleotide biosynthetic process.